Messenger RNA from Populus trichocarpa (black cottonwood), 3694 nucleotides. Its product is annotated as U-box domain-containing protein 43. The record is from RefSeq and is a predicted model, not a curated record. The transcript is spliced from 4 exons. Bases 359 to 3442 code for a protein of 1027 amino acids. Gene Ontology annotation, molecular function: protein binding; ubiquitin-protein transferase activity. Gene Ontology annotation, biological process: protein ubiquitination; cell surface receptor signaling pathway. Lineage: Eukaryota; Viridiplantae; Streptophyta; Magnoliopsida; Malpighiales; Salicaceae.
UUAUCCCCAGUCAACAUACACAAAACGAGCGCACCUCUUUGAAGACUAAACUUCUGACAUUACCAGUCUUCUAUUCAAUUUCUGCUCUCUUUCUUCCAUGCAACUGGAGACCAAAUUGUUUCACAUUUACUUUAUCUGUCUGUUCCCUUCCUUCACGAUGACGAAGAAAGGGAAUUCCUACAAACUGAUCCCGUACUCGUUCUGCUGUUGAUAUUAAGGCCGGUUUGGCUUGAGCUUCUCAUCAGGUCAGGAUGCCAAUGGAGAAGCCACUAGUUGUUGAUUGAAUGGACUGAUAUAGCAGGAAAUCCAUAAAACUGGAAUCAAAUUUGCAAAGAAUCAGCAGUUUCCAACGGCUUCUAUGGAUUUCAAUAAUGGAAUUGAGGAUGUAGGGGUGGCAGUACUGCAGGAAUUGUGGAACAAGGUGGCAUUUCAAGCAAUGGAGAUCGUUACCGAAACAAGGGAUGUGGUUCUUGAAAAGGACAGCUUGCAAGAAUUCUCUAGAAGCAUCUUAGAGCUAAGCACCCUCCUUCGGGCUUUGGACGCCAAAAGAGUUGAAUCAGCAAUGGGUUUAGAAUCUACAAAAGCUGCAUUAGAGACCUUGAAUUCUCAGCUGAGAGAAGCUGCCAAGAUUAUCAAAGGCUACAAAUCUGGGAGCUGUCUCCGUCUUUUACUUCACUCACACUCAAUACGUUUGCAGAUGCAAAACUUGUCGAAAGAGAUGGCCAUGACUAUCUCCUCAUUCCAGCUGGUCAAUCUUGAUAUGUCACUGAACCUGAAAACCAUGAUCAACCAGAUCAUCAACAAUCUGAGGUCAAUCGAAUUCCGAUCAACAGUUGCAACAGAAACAUUAGCUUUUGAGAUUGAAAAUUCAAUAUCUCAGCAUAGCCGAAACCAAGAGAAUUCCAUGAAACUUCUUGAGAAGAUUGCAGAAGCUGUUGGUGCAAGAGAAAAUGCAUCCCUAGUGCAAAAUGAGCUGGCUCUUCUGAAGCAGGAAAAGGAGGAGAUGGAAGAUCAAAAGAAGCAGGCGGAGGCACUUCAAUUAGCUCAACUGAUACAGUUGUUAUACAGCACUGACAUUGUUACAAGGCCGCAAAAUGAGGAAAUUUCUAUGUACCACCAGCAAUACCCAAUCAACUCAUUCAUAUGCCCACUGUGCAAUGAGAUGAUGACAGACCCUGUUGCAAUUUUCUGUGGUCACAGCUUUGAAAGAAAGGCAAUUCAGGACUGCUUCAACAGAGGAGAGAGGAAUUGUCCCACCUGUGGAGAGGAGCUACAAUCUUUGGAGCUCACUCCAAAUGUUAAUCUCCGAAGCUCUAUAGAUGAGUGGAAGCUAAGAGACUUGAACUUAAAAUUUCAAGCUGCAGUCUCAGGAAUCAAUAACAAUGACCAUUCUCGACAAAAUAAGGCCUUAGAGAACAUGCAAUUUCUGAUGGAAAUUCCCCGUUAUGCAGUCAAAGUUGCAGAGGGUGGACUCGUUCCAAAAUUAGUGGAAUUCUUAAAGCACAAGAGACUGGACACAUCGGCAACUCUGAAAUGUCUUUACUACCUGGCUAAGCACUGUGAUAAUCACAAGGAAGUCAUGGUAGAAGCAGGUGUGGUUCGCCGCAUUGUUAAGCAGAUCUACAGAGGUGAAAAAGGACCAGAUGCUAUUGCAGUUUUGUUGGAGUUGUCCAAAAAGGAAACUCUUAGAGAAAAAAUAGGGGAAACAAAAGAUUGCAUUCCUCUUUUGGUUUCUUUACUCCACAAUGACAAUCCAGAUGUGUCGCAGAAAGCCCAGAGCACGUUGCAGAAUCUUUCUUCCAGCACCUCUUUUGUAAUCAAGAUGGCUGAAGCUGGGCAUUUUCAACCGUUUGUUGCUCGUUUCAACCAAGGACCACAAGAAAGCAGAGCAUUGAUGGCAGCCGAUUUGAUAAAGAUGCAACUUAAAGCAAAUAACAUGAAGGACUUGGAAGAUGGAAAAUUUAUACGAAGUCUGAUACAGAUGCUCUCUUCAAACUCUCCAGCAUACAAAUCAGUAUGCCUCAAAUGCGUUAAGAAGCUAAUGGUAUACCCUCAUAUUGUACAGCAGCUUCUAUCAGAUUCUGUGAUGAUACCGCCUCUUCUAGGCCUCAUCUCAUAUGUAGGAUCUGGUUCACACUUGAAACAAGAAGCUGGUGAGAUCCUUGCUCUAUUGGUUGGAGCCUGUCAGCAUCCUGAAUUCGAGAUGCAUCAGGGCCUGCAGGAGCUGCAAUCAGAGCACAAUGUGAGCCUCUUUAUGCAGUUGGUUUUCAAUUCUGAUCCUGAAACUAAGAUUCAGUUCUUGCACCUGCUACUUGAACUUAGCUCUAAAUCUCAUACAGCUCAAAACCUAAUCCGAUCAGAUCGGGAUGCAAUCGUUCAACUAUUCGCUGCACUGGAUGGUGAUCAGCGUGAGGUGAAAAGAUGGGUACUGAAACUCGUAAGCUGUAUUUCUGAUAAUCACCCUGAUGGAGUUCCUCUCCCACCAUCUCCUUGGAAAGAAACUGCCAUCAACACUUUAGUAGCCAUUCUCACUUGUUCACUGGAUAUUGAAGAAAGGUCCAUUGCCGCUGCAAUCAUCGGUCAGCUUCCCAAGGAUGAUAUCAUUAUUGAUGAAAUACUGAAGAAAUCAGAAGCAUUAAAAGCCAUUCGUGAGGUGAUUUGCACAGAAGAGGAAUAUGAGGGAAUCCGCGCAUCUGCUAAUGUAGACUCAUCUCUUCUGGAGAAUGCUCUAGCGGCACUUUUACAUUUUACAGAGCCCACCAAACCGGACCUUCAAAGACAAGUGGGCCAGCUUGAGGUGUAUCCAUCACUAGUUCGAAUCCUCUCCAGUGGCAGCUCACUUUCCAAGAAGCGGACAGCCAUUGCACUAGCCCAUAUAUCCCAAUCAACCAGCUCCUCAAAGCCUGAAGCAACCCUCAUGGCAAAGGAACCCAAGAACUCCAUGGCAUUGCUACAUGUGAUGAACCUGUUACCCAGCAUGUCCUGGUGCUGCUCAACCUCAACAGUGAACGAAGGUCUAUGUGCUGUCCAUGGUGAUGGCUGUUCACCAAGAGACACCUUCUGCCUUGUCAAGGCAGAUGCAGUGAAGCCACUUGUUAGAGCACUGAGCGAGACAGAGGAUGGUGUGGCAGAGGCUGCUUUAACAGCACUUGAAACAUUGCUAACUGACCACAACACACAAUCCCAUGCAACUGCUGCAAUUGUAGACAACCAGGGAGUGGUGGGCAUUCUACAAGUUCUGGAGAAGGGAAGCUUAUCGGCCAAAAGCAAAGCCCUGGAUCUCUUCCAGAAAAUCAUAGAGCACACACAGAUCAGUGAACCAUUUUUUCAAAAGUCCGAGAGGAUCCUCAUCCAGCUUCUCCAUGAAGAUGUACUUAAAAAGAAAGUAGCUCUAGUGCUUAGGCAGAUGAGCAUCAUUCCAGAGCAAUCUUCAUAUUUCUGAAUUUACCUCUUUUAAAAUUAAAUAAUGAUUAAGUUAGCCUAUGAAAACUUAAGAUGGCAACAGAUAUUAGUAUAAUCCUCAAAUUGACAUGCUCUAAAAUGUGUGAAUUCUCUUCUCUUUUCUUUAAACCACAAAACACAUGUAGGAGGAGGUCUUGAACGACUUUUAACUAUAGUGUAUAGGAACCAACACCGAGCAAUUAAACAUGUAUAAUUUGAGAUUUUGAUAUUAAUUCGGUACUUUUUGAGGCCA